This is a messenger RNA of Neopsephotus bourkii (Bourke's parrot), 3531 nucleotides long. RefSeq names its product glycoprotein V platelet (gene GP5). The transcript has 2 exons. Bases 510 to 2423 code for a protein of 637 amino acids. The record is from RefSeq and is a predicted model, not a curated record. Lineage: Eukaryota; Metazoa; Chordata; Aves; Psittaciformes; Psittacidae. Gene Ontology annotation, cellular component: plasma membrane. Gene Ontology annotation, molecular function: protein binding.
UGCGUCCACUCCUUCAGAACAUAAUGUGUGGCAGACCACAGUGAAUCUGUGUAACAAAUUUGUAAUUUCUGAUGAUAAUUCAUAUUGAAAUGUAUACUUCUGACUUCACCCAGAUUUGCACUGGGUUGGCUUAAGCACAUGCCUCCAGUAUUGCUGUCAACGAAGCUGCAAGUGUUUUCUGUGCUGUUGCAUGUGUGACCUCAAACUUUCUCCUGUUCUGUCAGUGGUCUCAAAACCUAAUUUUGGAGUUGCAUACAACCUGUGGAAGCUGGCUGCUUACACAACUAAAUAUAGGCAAAAUCUGCUCUGAAGCUUAAAAUACCCUGUGGCCUUUCACAGUAGUUAUGCAAAUAGGGGUGAAAGUGUUAUCUGGAGGAUGCGUUUUGCUGUUUUACUUCCCAUUGAAAGUGCAGAAUCAUGGUGAAGCCCGAUUGCCUGCUAUGCUCCUAGUAAGUUCAUCUGAAAGGCAGAUAAGUUUAUAAGCUAAUGUUUCUGGCACUUCAACAAAGAUGUUGGUGUUCUGCUUGUCAGUGAUGAUCAAGCUUUUCUUCCAGUUGGAUGCAUCUAUUUGUCCUCAGAAGUGCAACUGCUCUUCAAAAAACGCAGUUCAUUGCUCUGGUCCGCACAUCAAAGACCUGGAAUCCUUAAAUCUGCCUUGCAAUAUGACAGAAAUUCACAUAACGGGCACUAAUGUAACAUACUUGCAGGGUGUUUUUUCUAGGAUGAUGGAACUGCAGCAUCUCAUCUUGUCUUCAAACAACAUCUCUCUGAUUUCACCAGUGGCUUUUAAAGGCCUGAGAAGGCUAAAAGCCCUCAAACUGCUAGAGAAUAAGCUGGUCGAACUUCCCGCAGAAGUGUUUGAUGACAUGGUACAGCUUCAGCAAUUGAUCAUUGAAAAUAACAGGUUGAAAUCCAUCGAAGAAAACCUGUUUGACAAACUAGCUAGUUUGGAGGAGCUUUACUUGAACAAAAACCAACUAACAGCACUUCCCAGUGGUGUGCUGAAGAAACUUGCCAAACUCAGAGUACUGAACUUGUCAAGAAAUUAUUUGGCAGCACUGCCUAGAAAUAUAUUUAGUGCACUAACCAGGCUCGAGAAGCUGAUGCUGUACUUUAACAGGCUGUCUUCAAUAGAGUCUGGUAUGUUUGAUAGCCUGAAGGAGCUGAUGGAGCUCUUCCUGCAUUCCAAUAACAUCCAAUCCAUUGCCCCUGAUGCAUUUUGUUGUCUUCAUAAACUGAAAAGCCUAACACUUUCCAGGAACAAGCUUGAGGUUUUGCCCUCUGGGCUCUUUCUGCAUUUGCAUGACCUGUCUAAAUUGACCUUGUACAGGAACCCACUGAAGUCUCUUCCGGAAGUAUUGUUCGGAGAAAUGAGGCAUCUUGGUGGCCUGUGGCUGUAUCACACAAAGCUCUCAACAAUACCAGAUUUUGUGUUCAGUAACUUGACAAAUUUAGAGCUUCUUGUGCUGAGUUUUAAUCCAGAGCUUAGUUUUCUUCCUAAGAAUGUAUUCAGUGGUCUGAAUGAACUGCGGGGCCUUUCUCUGCAUACAAAUAAUAUUUCCAGUUUGCCAGAGGGCAUCUUCCUGAGCCUUCAGAAACUGCAGAACAUUUCUCUUUUUGAUAAGAGGCUUGAGAUUCUUCCUAGAAACCUCUUUCAUAAUCUCAAGCACCUUCAGAAAGUUUACCUGAAUAGCACUAAGCUGCAAUCUCUUCCUGGAGACUUCUUUACUGCUUUACCUGAGCUGCAAGAAGUCUUCCUUGACGACAACCCUUGGAGAUGCGAUUGCCAAAUUCUUGGUUUCAGAGAGUGGCUCCUCAAGAGCAUGGAGAUAGUAAAAAAUGUGCCAUCUCUAAUGUGUCAGAGCCCGCUGGCACUACUGAAUAUUUCUCUUGUGGCUCUAACAGCUGAGCACCUGAACUGCCCACCAACCACAGCUAUUACAUACCAGACGUCCAGCUCAGCUUAUUCCCGGACUUUGACUUCUCUUGUGAUAGAGCACUUAACAUCUUGGAAGACUGCAGUGCCCGACAUGGAUACCAGACCACCCACAUCAAUUCCUCUUGCAACCCCAGGUUUCACCUACUCACGUCUUGAAGAUGUUGGACAGCAUAGGUUUCAUUUGUCAGAAGUUCCAAUCCAAACUUCACCCAGUGCCAUUGUACAAACCAACAGUGUCAGAGGAACAGAUUUAACUACUCUUGCCCGGUUGGAUGAGAUACCAGCCCGCAGAAGUGCUAAACCCUAUUUUAAUACCAGAGUUGCAUAUUGUCAGUUGUUCUUGUGCCUUUACAGUUUGAUUUUAACCCUCCAGACUGUAACCAUUGUGCUCAGUCUGUAUGUGAUGGGUAAAACCAGGCAACUCUUGCACUCCAGAAAUACUCCUAUUCAGCCUGUAGUUCUGAUAAAAUUUUUGAGAAGAUGAUAGAGAAUACCAGCUGAAGAGAGGAUUAGAAGCAUCGUUUGGAUGCAUUUUGAGCAUUUGGGCAGUUGACACUUCAUUCACUUAUGGAUUACAAAUCUUCAUACAAAGAACCAAAAAGACCUUGUUUUUACAGCAUAAUGAAAACGUGCUUUUAUUUAGCUUAGUGUUUGCUAAAAGUGGCUGUAAACACCAUAUAUUGCUACAGCACUUGGUGUGUGAACCCAGAGGGAGAGUGAAAGAAGAUCUGUGGUCACCUCUAUGUGUGUACUACAUGUUACCUGCAUUGGACUGGAGCCCUGUCCCUGCCAGGCCCCGUUGCAUGCUGUCAUGCUCAUGCUGCUCACAUGGACAUGGCAUCAAUGUAGGGAAAUCCACAUAAGAACACGGCUUUAACCAUGCUUUAAAGGUUAUCUGUAAUACUCCAAAAUGUUCCUUAUACUACCUGCAAUGUUUUGCCUAUUGGGAAAGCAAAGGGGAUUUUGGGGAAGAAAUGCUGGAAAAGACCUUUUAAAAAUACAGCUGGGGGCUGAAUGGUAUAGUGCAAGUGUCUUAGUUUUUGCUUUAUGUCCUCAGACCCUUUCCGGGACACGGCAGAAGUAAGGGGUACCAUUUAAAGCUAAUAGCGCUUUCCGCUAGCUUAACUAGAGGAAGGUAAGUAAGGUGCUGGGCUAGGAAACAGAAACUUGAUCUAUUUUGUUUGUUUAUAAACUUUGUAAAGUGACUUAGCUUGUACUUAAAAACUCUGAUGUUGUACUUAAAAGCCUCUGGAAGUGGAUCUGUGGCUCUUUGGGCAGGAGACACUAUACUCCAGGAGUCCUUUUGUAGCCUUACAGACUUUCUGAUUAUUGAGGUCUUUCCUGGAUGGCCUUGAAAUGGCACAUUACAAGCCUGGGGUAAAGGGAACCUGCAUAUGCUGCAGGUCUGUGGCUUGUUCCCUGUUGUGUGCUACUCUAGGCUGUGCAUUGUUCUACAGACUGCUUUGUUUCAGGGUGCGCUGCUACUGGACUUGAAUUCCUCUUCUAAGCUGUGAAAGGAGACAGUAUGCUUCUGUGGUGUUAAGUAACUGUUGUCUUGCUGGUGUGAGGUUUAAUAAAAUUUAGCAAACCUG